This is a messenger RNA of Nothoprocta perdicaria, 4694 nucleotides long. It is a transcript of the gene CCSER1, whose product is annotated as coiled-coil serine rich protein 1. The coding region runs from base 91 to 2733 and encodes 880 amino acids. The transcript has 10 exons. NCBI's taxonomy places the organism in Eukaryota, Metazoa, Chordata, Aves, Tinamiformes, Tinamidae. The record is from RefSeq and is a predicted model, not a curated record.
GAGGCUUCCCAGCCCCCGCCGCGGAUCGCUGGAGAAGCCCGGCCAGAUUAGUUUGUUGGCUGCCAAGAGCCACAAACACUUCAGGCCCUGAUGGGGGACUCGGGAUCCAGAAGGUCGACUCUCGUAUCUCGGUUGCCAAUAUUCCGCAGGAGCAUUAGCCGCAGGCACGAYUCUCUUCCGUCCUCACCUUCCUCUGUUAAUACUGUUGGUGUCCACACGUCCUCUCCCUCCAGCACUAACUCCAGCUCAGGGAGCACGGGCAAGCGCCGCAGUAUAUUCCGUACUCCGUCCAUUAGCUUCCAUAACAGGAAGGGGAGUGAGCAGAAGUCUGACUCGGCUGGCGAAAAUGUUAACAUCUCCAAUGGUGCCCAGUCUUCUCUCAGCGGUUUUCAAAAACUGAACCUAGAGGAACACGUUAAAAGCCGAGGGAGACAUUCGGUUAGCUUUGGCAGCUCACGUAGCAAGAAGAUAACAAGGUCUUUGACAGAUGAUUUUGAAAAGGGAAAAGAACCCUCAACUAAUAAGAAUGUCUUUAUAAAUUGUAUAAGUUCUGGGAAAAAUGAGGGUGAUGAUUCUGGCUUUGUGGAGGAGCAAAGUCGAUACUCCGUCAAACAAUCCACACGAAAACUUCUCCCCAAAUCUUUUUCCUCACACUACAAAUUCUCCAAGCCAGUUGCGCAGAGUCAGUCAGUCUCGUGCGUGCAACAGCCUGGAUGCCUGUUAGAGAUUAAAUCAUACGCGGACAGCGAACCUGUAAUGGGGAAGCCCUCCCCUCCGUGCUCCGCUGAGACAACAGACUGCGCAGGCAGCUCGCUGCAGUCUCCGCUGCUUUCGACCGACCUCACGACGGCCCAGACGCCCUCAGAGUUUGUAGCCCUGACGGAGGACUCUGUUUCGGAAGUCGAAGCACUGCCGGGCAGUGGAAAUGGAGUGCUGCUCACGGAGGAUUUUGGCCACAGUGUCUCUACCUCUCAAAUCUUCUCUAAUUCUGCUGUUGCUGCUCACGUGAGGAGGGCUGAUCAUGGGGAAAAUAGCUGCCAGUGUGCUGGUGCAUCUCCUGUGAGUCAUGGGAGCUUAUGUAGCAUUGAAUCCAACACCUUCUGCAAAACCUCCGCUGCUAAUCACACYCAAGUAUUACUGCAAGCCAAUGAACUACCUGCUAAAGAUUCCCAGCACACAAGAGAAAUUAACUCRGCAAAUGCAAGUUUAGACAGAUGUGCAUUAUACCACAGAGAGGUACCAGAGAUGCGCUCUCCAAAAGCACGGAGGUUAAGUGGGCACCAAGAUGAAAGAACCCCGUCUAAGUAUGCAAGAGAAACGAAUCCUGCGAUGGAGUCUGUGUCAUACUCAGAACCUCAGUCCUUUAAAACAGGAAAGGGCUUUGAAAUAAACCAUUCUAAAGUUGAUCUUGCCAAUAGCUUCAGCCCGUACCGAGACGGCCGAUUUGUUGAGAAGCGGCUCCGAUCCUCUUCAGAAGGCACAGCUGGAAGCAGUCGGCUGAUCAUAAAGCCAAAGGAUGGAAACACAGAAGAGCUGAACAGUCUACGAAAGCAGAGGACAAGCUCAUCUUCCUCAAAAAUGAACAGCAUGGAUGUCUUGAAUAACUUGGGUUCUUGUGAGCUGGAUGAAGAUGACCUAAUGCUUGACUUGGAAUUCCUAGAAGAGCAACAUCACCAUCGUUCUGUUUGCCGCGAAGACUCGUACCAGUCGAUAGUCUCAUGUGCUGCUGUGGUCCUUACACCUGUAGAAGCAACAGYGGAUACAAGGAAGAAGGAGCAGACCAAGAUGCCUGAUGUGUCUAAACAAAACCUGUCCCUAAAGCUAUCGAAAGAAGUGGAGCAAGGAGAAGGCAGGUACCCUCGUGUCAGCCAGCUGGCUGGCAGCCCGUCGGUGGAGUGGCCUUUUGCUGGUCUGGAAGAAGGAGGAGGAAUUGAAUCUUUGCCCUUCAGAUUGAUGUUGCAGGACUGCACGGCUGUAAAGACAUUGCUGCUGAAAAUGAAGAGGGUUCUUCAGGAGAGUGCAGACAUGAGCCCAGCCAGCAGUACUGCCUCGCUUCCAGUGAGCCCUCUUCCUGAGGAGCCCAUGCUCUUCAAGGAUGUAAUAAAAGAUGAAUGUUCUGUGCUGAAGCUGCAGCUGAAGGAGAGGGAUGAACUCAUAGCCCAACUUCGGGAGGAGCUGGAGAAAGCCCAAUGUUUACAGAAAGCUCUUGCUUCCCAAGCAGAUAAAUCCACUCAGACAGAACUUGUAGGCCAUGAUGCUACAUAUCCAAACAGAACGGGGAACCAAAACCUCAGCACGUGGGACAGAAAGUCAGCGCAUACACCUACCGAGGACCCUUUUAGAUACUCCUCGGGCAGCCCGGCCGUAGCCUACGAAAGCAAGAGCUGCCAGCUGUCCAGCCUGUGCCUGAGUAACCUCUUGCAAGAGAAGGAGAUAGUGGAGGCCCUCAAGCAGAGCCGAGGCGCGUUCGAGACCUUCGCUCCGGAGGGCGCCGCUAACGGCGUGGCCGUCCCCGCGCAUGGCGCGGCACCCAAGGCCGACUGCUGCCCGGCCUUCGCGGGAGCGCCCAAGGAGCAGAGCGGGCUGCCUCGGCAGCACAGCACCUUCACCGGCAGGCUCGGCCAGCCGCCCCGGGGACCCAUCUCCUUACACAUGUACAGCAGGAAGAACGUUUUCCUCCACCACAGCUUGCACACGGCGGAGCUGCAGACCUUGGGUCAACAGGAUGGGUGACAGGGUGCUUGAGCGCUUACCGUGGAAGGAGAAUUGGUCUGUUGGGAACAUAAACUCUUCUAGAGCUUGGUCUUAAGUUUUCAUCUGCUGCUACUUUUACCUAGAAAAGAAAAAAGAAAAAAAAAAUGUCCAUAGGUUCCAUACUUCUUCAUUUGGGACUGUGGCAAAGGAAUGAACUGGAUUGUUAAGUAAUUAAGCUGAUUCAUUGUGCAAAAGUUACCAUGUGUAUAAUAAAUGGGAUGACUUGGCUGACAUAGGUAAUCCAAAGUCAGCUAAACCCUAAACCUUUUUUUUUUUUCCCCCCCACCUUGAUUCUGUAAACCACUAAGAUCCACUGAAGUUUGGGAAGGCAGUCGUAAAUAAUACUGUGUACAUAUAAUAAUAUUACUGUAAAAGUAGAUGUGAGGAUUGAAUAGAUAAGUAAUUAGGAAACCUCCUUGAAUUUCAUAGAGACUAGGGAAAGAAGAGUUACAAGUCUGAGAAUGGUGUUUUUUUUUUUUACAAUUUCUUUCUUACAUCCAAUGACAUUUGCUCUCUUGUAGAGAUAUGUUAUCACUUCUGCUGUAUGUAUUUUAUAGAUGCCACAGGGCACCAGAGGGAAUUACUGGCUGUUUUCUUUCUUUAACUGUUAAAUUCAAAGAUGUUUACCAAGUAUUUGCCUCAGUAACUGAGGUCCAAACAGAGGAUGGGAGCCUCAACCUUCCUCCCCCUUUCCUUUUUAAGCUACGUUUUUUUUCCUACUGUUUUUGUGCUGUUGUAAYAUGCGAUGUUGGGUGGUAUUUGCUGUGCUUUUACAUACGAUAAGUCGCUUAUGAGGCACCACGGCACUCUGUGCUGCAUGAUGCAUCAUGUGAUUUCACUGCCCACGCCAAAAAUGGGUGGAGGUGAAUUGUACUUGAAGGGAAGCAAUUGUCUUAUUACUCAGUCCAAAUUACCCAUGUAAUCAGGAUUUCUAUAGACUCUAUCUUGCCUUCAAGGACCUGAAUUAAACUAACUCGGCAGGUUUGAUAGUCUCAAUGCAUUACACACAAGUGGGAUGGAUUUCAUCCUGUUUGGUAUGCAGGAUACUGGGCUCACAGGAGUAUGAAGUCAUCUGAAGAUAUUAGAGAACUUAAAAGCUUGUCAGUAACAAAAGACCCUGUUUUCCCUCUGCAGAGGGCUUGAAAACAGGUAGCUCAGUCCUCAGUUACUCUGAGCAUGUGGCAUAUACUAAACCUGACACUUAGUUUACAGCCUCUCUGAUGCCAGGUAAUCUGUCUGAAUGAUACUAGAUUGUAUGGUUGGUAGCUCAUAACGUGCUCAUAGGCAUAUUUAAGUAUGAUUGAGACAGAUCUGAGACAAGUGGCCUCUGCCUUUAACUGGUGCUGAACAACGAAAGCCAAGGGCGUAGCAGGCGCUCACGCAAAGUAUCGAGCACCAACUGAAGUCGCAUACAAAUAAAAAGGAAGCUCCCGCAGCCACUAAAAAUUCUGUAACUUUUACAAGCAAGUCCACAGGGCAUUCAGAAUGAAUUAGUGAUUCCAGUUUUASCUAGUGUUAAACAUAACAUCCAUCCAGCUACUUAAUUAUUGUAUUAAUGUCAGGAUGGGUUAGGUUAAGAAACAACUACACUUUGACAGAUUCUGCAAAGCCACUUCAACAGCCUGAUCCCUGUUUACUCAGGGUUUUAGUUAGGGAGGAGUAUGUUUGAUGGCAUUAUCAGGUGUUGAAGAGAGCARGUUUUGUCCAAGUACUCAAUAGUGGUAAUUUUUGGUUUCCAUUUCUGGAUGCAUUUGAAUCAAGUCAGACAUUUGCCAGACUUCUUCGUGCUUUUAUAUAUCUGCAUGUGUGUGUUGCUACUACGAAAGAAAAUGUGCAGAAAUUACAAACACAGCUUCACUGAAUGAACUAUGGUGUUCAAGACUUGGAGGCCUGCUUUGAAAACUCUUUAGACUUUAAAGUCUACCAAAAAAAAAAAAAAA